GCUCCCCCCUCCUCCUUCCCCCACAGCAAAAUGGCGGCGCGUGGAGUCCCUGGGAGCCAGUGAGUGACUCGGCUUCUCCUCCCCGCCGCCGCCGCCGCCGCCACAGGCUCAUUUGCAUUGAUCAGCCGCCCCCUCCCCCUUCCCAGACCGGCCCCUCUCCCCCCAUCAAUCAUCAAUCAUCACCGAGUGGAUCAAUCAAUGGUCGGGAGGAGGCGGCGGCGGCGGCUGCUGCUGUUAAUGAACAAUGUGUGAGAGCUGCGCCGAGCUGCUGGAGGUGUUAAAUGAGAUAUCUGACAUCGAAGGUGGUGAUGGAUUACAGCUCCGAAAGGAACAUGCACUCAAGAUAUUUGCUUAUAUCAACUCCUGGACGCAAAGACAAUGUCUGUGCUGCUUCAAGGAGUAUAAGCAUUUGGAGAUCUUUAACCAAGUAGUAUGUGCGCUUAUUAACUUAGUGAUUGCCCAAGUUCAAGCUCUACGGGACCAGCUCUGUAAACAUUGCACUAUUAACAUAGAUUCAACAUGGCAAGAUCAGAAUAAUCAAGCCAAUGAGCCACUGAAUGUAGAAAGAGAGUCUCAUGAAGAAGAAAAUGGAGAACGACAAAAAUGCAUAGAGAAAAAGUUAGACUCCACAAGAACUUGUAUCCUGACAGAGGAAGAAUCUGCAAAGAGCACUGAUGCUUUUAGCUUAUGGAGCACUGAUGAGAAGGAAAAACUGUUGCUGUGUGUGGCAAAAAUCUUUCAGAUUCAGUUUCCUCUGUAUACUGCUUACAAGCAUAAUACUCAUCCCACAAUAGAGGAUAUUUCUGCCCAAGAAAGCAAUAUAUUAGGGGCGUUCUGUGAUAUGAAUGAUGUAGAAGUACCAUUGCACUUGCUUCGUUAUGUUUGUCUAUUUUGUGGAAAAAAUGGCCUUUCGCUCAUGAAGGAUUGUUUUGAACAUGGAACCCCUGAUACAUUGCCAUUUCUUAUAGCACAUGCAUUUAUCACAGUGGUAUCUAAUAUCAGGAUAUGGCUACACAUCCCUGCUGUCAUGCAGCACAUUAUACCGUUUAGGACCUAUGUUAUCAGGUAUUUAUGUAAACUGUCAGACCAAGAGUUGCGACAGAGUGCAGCCCGGAACAUGGCAGAUUUAAUGUGGAGUACAGUUAAAGAGCCAUUGGAUACAGCCUUGUGUUUUGAUAAAGAAAGUCUUGAUCUUGCGUUUAAGUACUUUAUGUCUCCAACUUUAACAAUGAGGUUGGCUGGACUGAGUCAAAUAACAAAUCAACUUCACACCUUUAAUGAUGUGUGUAAUAAUGAAUCAUUGGUUUCAGACACAGAAACGUCCAUUGCAAAAGAGCUUGCAGACUGGCUUAUCAGCAACAAUGUGGUUGAGCAUAUUUUUGGACCAAAUUUACAUAUUGAGAUCAUCAAACAGUGCCAAGUGAUUCUCAAUUUUCUUGCAGCUGAAGGGCGACUUAGUACUCAGCACAUAGACUGCAUUUGGGCAGCAGCGCAGCUGAAACAUUGUAGUCGCUAUAUACAUGAUCUGUUUCCUUCAUUAAUCAAGAACUUGGACCCUGUCCCGCUUAGACAUCUUCUUAAUCUAGUCUCAACUCUUCAUCCAAGUGCUCAUACUGAACAGACCUUAUAUUUGGCAUCAAUGCUUAUAAAAGCACUGUGGAAUAAUGCACUAGCAGCUAAGGCCCAGUUAUCAAAACAGAGUUCAUUUGCAUCUUUACUCAGUACUAAUCUACCCAUGGGAAAUAAGAAAGAGGAAGAAGAGCUCAGAAGGGCAGCCCCAUCGCCUUGGUCACCUGCAGCUAGUCCUCAAAGUAGUGACAACAGUGACACCCAUCAGAGUGGAGGCAGUGACAUUGAAAUGGAGGAGCAGAUAAUCAACAGAAACAAACACGUGCAACAGCGACUUUCAGAUACAGAGGAGUCCAUGCAAGGAAGUUCUGAUGAGACAGCAAACAGUGGUGAGGAUGGCAGCAGUGGUCCUGGUAGCAGCAGUGGCCACAGUGAUGGAUCCAGUAAUGAGGCCAAUUCCAGUCAUGCAAGCCAGUCUGCAGGAAGUCCAGGGAGUGAGGUGCAAUCAGAAGAUAUUGCAGAUAUUGAAGCUCUCAAAGAAGAAGAUGAGGAAGAGGAGGAAGAUAGGGGUCAUAAUCCUCAGAAAAACAGUAGGAGCACAGAGCUACUAAGCAGGAAGAUAGAAUCACAAGCAGGCAUUUGUUUAGGAGAUUCACAAGGGGCAGCAGAUAGGAGUGGUGCAAGCAAUGGGUCAGGAAAGGACCAUGUUUUUAACACUGAGUCUGUACCUCCAGUGGAUAGUCGAAUUAGAAUGCUAGAUGCCUGUUCACACACUGAAGAUGCAGAACAUGAUAUGACCGGGGAAAUUAAUCCAGCUCACAUAUCACAAGGGUCUCAGGAUUCUUGUAUAACACAUACAGGGGACUUCCUUGGGGAAACCAUUGGAAAUGAAUUAUUUAACUGUCGGCAGUUUAUUGGGCCACAGCAUCACCACCACCACCACCACCACCAUCACCAUCAUGAUGGACACAUGGUUGACGAUAUGCUAAGUGCAGAUGAUGUCAGUUGUAGUAGUUCCCAGGUCAGUGCAAAAUCUGAAAAAAAUAUGGCUGAUUUUGAUGGUGAAGAGUCUGGUUGUGAAGAAGAACUUGUACAGAUUAAUUCACAUGCUGAGCUAACAUCUCAUCUUCAACAGCAUCUUCCUAACCUUGCUUCUAUCUACCAUGAACACCUUAGUCAAGGGCCAGCAGUCCAUAAACACCAGUACAACAGCAACGCAGUGACGGAUAUUAACUUGGAUAAUGUUUGUAAGAAGGGAAAUACUCUUUUGUGGGAUCUGGUCCAGGAUGAAGAUGCAAUUCAUCUCUCUGAGGGAUUAAUAAAUGAAGCAGAGAAGCUGCUCUGUUCCUUAGUGUGCUGGUUUACUGAUAGGCAGAUCCGAAUGAGAUUCAUCGAAGGCUGCCUGGAAAACUUAGCAAAUAACAGAUCUGUAGUAGUUUCACUUCGUCUUCUUCCAAAGUUAUUUGGUACAUUUCAGCAAUUUGGGAGCAGUUAUGAUACACAUUGGAUAACAAUGUGGGCAGAAAAAGAACUUAACAUGAUGAAACUCUUCUUUGAUAAUUUGAUACACUACAUUCAAGCAGUAAGGGAAGGACGACAUAAACAUGCAUUGUACAGCCACAGUGCAGAAGUUCAAGUGCGUCUUCAGUUUUUGACAUGUGUUUUUUCAACUCUUGGAUCACCAGAUCAUUUCACACCAAAGAAAAUGCAACUCCAUACACAACAACAAAUGAAAAUGAACAGAUUGAGUUUAGAACAAGUGGACAUUUUAUGGCAUUGUUUAGUAGAAGAUUCUGAGUGCUAUGAUGAUGCGUUACACUGGUUCUUAAAUCAAGUACGAAGUAAAGAUCAGCACGCUAUGGGAAUGGAAACCUACAAGCAUCUUUUCUUAGAAAAGAUGCCACAGCUAAAACCUGAAACUAUUAGUAUGACUGGUCUAAACCUGUUUCAACAUUUAUGCAACUUGGCCCGAUUGGCUACCAGUGCAUAUGAUGGUGGUUCAAACUCAGAGUUGUGUGGUAUGGACCAAUUCUGGGGCAUUGCUUUAAGAGCACAGUCCGGUGAUGUCAGUCGAGCAGCUAUCCAGUAUAUCAAUUCUUAUUAUAUUAAUGGUAAAACAGGUCUGGAAAAAGAACAAGAAUUUAUUAGCAAGUGUAUGGAGAGCCUUAUGAUCGCUUCCAGUAAUCUUGAGCAAGACUCCCACUCAAGUCUCACCAUAAUUGAAAGAGGACUUUUAAUGCUAAAGACACACCUUGAAGCUUUUAGGAGAAGGUUUGCGUAUCAUCUGAGACAGUGGCAGAUUGAAGGCACUGGUAUCAGCAGUCACUUAAAGGCACUUAGUGAUAAACAGUCAUUACCACUAAGAAUUGUAUGUCAGCCAGCUGGACUUCCUGACAAGAUGACUAUAGAAAUGUAUCCUAGUGAUCAAGUGGCAGAUCUAAGGGCUGAGGUUACCCAUUGGUAUGAAAAUUUGCAGAAAGAGCAGAUAAACCAGCAAGCUCAGCUUCAAGAGUUUGGCCAAAGCAGCCGGAAAGGAGAUUUCCCUGGUGGUCUCAUGGGACCUGUGAGAAUGAUUUCAUCUGGGCACGAACUAACAACUGAUUAUGAUGAAAAAACACUUCAUGAAUUGGGCUUUAAGGAUAUGCAGAUGGUGUUUGUAUCCUUGGGUGCACCACGGAGGGAGCGAAAAGGUGAAGGUGUUCAGCUUCCAGCAUCUUGCCUACCUCCUCCUCAGAAGGACAACAUUCCAAUGCUUUUACUUUUGCAAGAACCUCAUCUUACCACCCUUUUUGAUUUGUUAGAGAUGCUUGCAUCUUUUAAACCUCCUUCUGGUGAAAUGGCUAUGGAAGAUAGUGAGGUAUUCCUUGUACUUGUCCAGGGAACAAGUUUGAUUCAGCGACUUAUGUCAGUUGCUUAUACGUAUGACAACUUGGCACCUAGGGUGUUGAAAGCUCAGUCUGAUCACAGAUCAAGACAUGAAGUUACUCAUUAUUCAAUGUGGCUCUUGGUGAGUUGGGCCCACUGCUGUUCUUUGGUGAAAUCCAGCCUGGCAGAUAGUGAUCAUUUACAAGAUUGGCUAAAGAAACUUACCCUUCUUAUUCCAGAGACUGCAGUUCGCCAUGAGUCCUGUAAUGGUCUGUACAAAUUAUCUCUCUGUGGUUUGGAUGGGGGAGACUCAAUUAAUCGAUCCUUUCUGCUACUGGCCUCAUCAACAUUAUUAAAAUUUCUUCCUGAUGCUCAGGCAUUGAAACCUAUCCGGAUAGAGGAUUAUGAAGAGGAACCAGUGUUACGAUCUGGUUGUAAGGAAUAUUUUUGGUUGCUAUGCAAACUGAUUGAUAACAUACAUGUAAAAGAUGCCAGUCAGGUUACAUCUUUGCUGUCUCCAGCGGUGGCUCAGGACAGUUUGUGUACCCAACAAACACAGUCUGAACAAGGAGGUACCUGUACCCAGCUGGGUCCUUCAGCCACUCAUCUGGUGGAAGAAUCCUUCUUAAAGACAACACUGCUUGAUUUAGAUGCCCUAGCAAGACACCUCGCUGACUGCAUUCGAAGCAGAGAAAUCCUUGAUCAUCAAGAUGGUAACAUAGAAGAUGAUGGUCUUACAGGGCUCCUGCGGCUUGCAACGAGUGUUAUUAAACACAAACCACCUUUUAAAUUUUCCCGGGAAGGACAGGAGUUUCUAAGAGACAUCUUCAAUCUUCUGUUUUUGCUGCCAAGUCUAAAAGAUAAACAACAGCCAAAAUGCAAGUCACAUUCUUCAAGGGCUGCUGCUUACGACUUGUUGGUAGAAAUGGUAAAGGGGUCUGUAGAAAACUACAGGCUGCUCCACAACUGGGUUAUGGCACAACAUAUGCAGUCUUCCCAUGCGCCUUACAAAUGGGAUUAUUGGCCACAUGAUGAUGUUCGAGCUGAAUGCAGAUUUGUUGGUCUAACUAAUCUUGGAGCAACUUGUUACUUGGCAUCCACUAUUCAGCAGCUGUAUAUGAUACCAGAGGCUAGACAAGCCAUUUUUACUGCUAAGUAUUCAGAGGACAUGAAGCACAAGACCACUCUACUAGAACUUCAGAAAAUGUUUACAUAUUUAAUGGAAAGUGAAUGCAAGGCAUACAAUCCAAGGCCUUUCUGUAAAACCUACACCAUGGAUAAGCAACCACUUAACACUGGAGAGCAAAAAGACAUGACAGAAUUCUUCACUGAUCUGAUAACAAAAAUUGAGGAAAUGUCUCCAGAAUUGAAAAAUACAGUGAAAAGUUUAUUUGGAGGGGUCAUUACAAACAAUGUUGUUUCUUUGGACUGUGAGCAUGUCAGUCAGACUGCUGAAGAGUUCUAUACAGUGAGGUGCCAGGUGGCGGAUAUGAAGAAUAUUUAUGAAUCUCUUGAUGAAGUAACUAUUAAAGAUACCUUGGAGGGUGACAACAUGUAUACCUGCUCUCACUGUGGGAAGAAAGUGCGGGCUGAAAAAAGGGCAUGUUUUAAGAAAUUGCCUCGCAUCUUAAGUUUCAACACUAUGAGAUACACAUUUAAUAUGGUCACCAUGAUGAAGGAGAAAGUCAACACACACUUCUCAUUCCCUUUACGUUUGGAUAUGACACCUUACACAGAAGAUUUUCUCAUGGGAAAGAAUGACAGAAAAGAAGGUUUUAAGGACGACGGUGAAUAUUUAAAAGAAACUGAAAGUUACGAGUACGAUUUGAUAGGCGUGACAGUUCAUACAGGAACAGCAGAUGGUGGUCACUACUACAGUUUUAUCAGAGAUAUAGUCAAUCCCCAUGCUUACAAAAACAACAAAUGGUAUCUUUUCAAUGAUGCUGAAGUAAAACCAUUUGAUUCUGCUCAGCUUGCUUCUGAAUGUUUUGGUGGAGAAAUGACUACCAAGACAUAUGAUUCUGUCACUGAUAAAUUUAUGGAUUUCUCCUUUGAAAAGACACAUAGUGCGUACAUGCUGUUUUAUAAACGGAUGGAACCAGAGGAGGAAAAUGGCAAAGACUACAAGUUUGAUGUUUCAUCAGAGUUGCUGGAGUGGAUAUGGCAUGAUAACAUGCAGUUUCUUCAAGACAAGAACAUUUUUGAACAUACAUAUUUUGGGUUUAUGUGGCAGUUGUGUAGUAGCAUUCCAAGCACAUUACCAGAUCCAAAAGCAGUCUCCCUAAUGACAGCAAAGUUAAGCACUUCCUUUGUUCUGGAGACAUUUAUCCAUUCAAAAGAAAAGCCCACAAUGCUUCAGUGGAUUGAACUGUUAACAAAACAGUUUAAUAACAGUCAGGCAGCUUGUGAGUGGUUUUUGGAUCGGAUGGCUGAUGAUGAUUGGUGGCCAAUGCAGAUUCUAAUCAAGUGUCCCAAUCAAAUUGUGAGGCAGAUGUUCCAGCGCUUGUGUAUUCAUGUGAUACAGAGACUGAGGCCUGUGCAUGCACAUCUGUAUCUGCAACCAGGAAUGGAAGACUGUUCGGAUGAGAUGGAUGGUCCUGUGGAAGAUAUUGGUAGCCGCUCAUGUGUAACUCGCUUCGUGAAGACGCUCUUGUCAAUUAUGGAGCAUGGUGUUAAACCUCACAGUAAACAUCUCACAGAAUACUUUGCAUUUCUUUAUGAAUUUGCCAAAAUGGGAGAAGAAGAGAGUCAGUUCUUGCUUUCAUUGCAAGCCAUAUCAACAAUGGUCCAUUUCUACAUGGGAACUAAAGGACCUGAAAACCCGCAAGUUGAAGUGCUAUCUGAAGAGGAAGGAGAGGAGGAGGAGGAGGAGGAAGACAUUCUUUCAUUAGCAGAAGAAAAAUACAGGCCUGCUGCACUUGAAAAGAUGAUUGCCCUCAUUGCUCUUCUGGUUGAACAGUCUCGCUCAGAAAGGCACUUGACUUUGUCACAAAACGACAUGGCAGCAUUAACAGGAGGAAAGGGUUUUCCUUUCUUGUUUCAACAUAUCCGUGAUGGCAUCAACAUCAGGCAAACCUGCAAUCUCAUUUUCAGCCUGUGUCGGUACAAUAAUCGACUUGCCGAACACAUUGUGUCCAUGCUUUUCACAUCUAUAGCAAAGUUGACUCCUGAGGCAGCCAAUCCUUUUUUCAAAUUGCUGACUAUGCUAAUGGAGUUUGCUGGCGGUCCUCCAGGAAUGCCACCCUUUGCUUCUUACAUCCUGCAGAGGAUAUGGGAGGUGAUUGAAUACAAUCCAUCUCAGUGCUUGGAUUGGCUGGCAGUGCAGACACCUCGAAAUAAACUAGCCCACAGUUGGGUGCUGCAAAAUAUGGAGAACUGGGUUGAACGUUUUCUUUUGGCACACAAUUAUCCUAGAGUGAGAACUUCUGCAGCCUACCUUUUGGUGUCACUUAUUCCAAGCAAUUCAUUCCGUCAGAUGUUCCGAUCAACUCGAUCCUUGCAUAUCCCUACACGUGACCUGCCUCUCAGUCCAGAUACUACAGUAGUUCUUCAUCAAGUCUACAAUGUACUUCUUGGCCUGCUUUCAAGAGCAAAACUGUAUGUUGAUGCUGCUGUUCAUGGCACUACUAAACUGGUGCCCUACUUUAGUUUCAUGACUUACUGUUUAAUCUCAAAAACUGAGAAACUUAUGUUUUCCACUUAUUUCAUGGACUUGUGGAACCUUUUCCAGCCUAAACUUUCUGAGCCAGCUAUAGCCACCAACCACAAUAAACAGGCUUUGCUCUCUUUUUGGUAUAACGUAUGUGUUGACUGCCCAGAGAAUGUACGCCUUAUUGUACAGAAUCCUGUGGUGACAAAGAACAUUGCCUUCAAUUACAUCCUAGCAGACCAUGAUGAUCAGGAUGUGGUGCUCUUUAACCGUGGGAUGCUGCCUGCCUAUUAUGGCAUUCUGCGGUUAUGCUGCGAACAGUCACCUGCAUUCACAAGACAGCUGGCUUCUCAUCAGAAUAUCCAGUGGGCCUUUAAGAAUCUCACACCACAUGCCAGUCAAUACCCAGGAGCAGUAGAAGAGCUGUUUAACCUCAUGCAGCUGUUUGUAGCUCAGAGGCCAGAUAUGAGAGAAGAAGAGAUAGAAGACAUAAAGCAAUUUAAGAAAACAACCAUAAGCUGUUAUCUGCGCUGCUUAGAUGGACGGUCUUGUUGGACUACUUUAAUAAGUGCCUUCAGAAUAUUAUUAGAAUCUGAUGAAGACAGACUUCUUGUUGUGUUUAAUAGAGGCUUAAUCCUGAUGACUGAGUCCUUUAACACAUUGCACAUGAUGUAUCAUGAGGCCACAGCUUGUCACGUGACUGGAGACCUGGUGGAACUUUUGUCAAUAUUCCUCUCGGUCCUUAAAUCAACACGUCCAUAUCUUCAGAGAAAAGAUGUGAAGCAAGCGCUAAUCCAGUGGCAGGAGCGAAUUGAAUUUGCCCAUAAACUCUUAACUCUGCUAAAUUCUUACAGUCCUUCAGAACUUAGAAAUGCUUGCAUUGAUGUCCUCAAGGAGCUUGUGCUUUUAAGCCCUCAUGAUUUCCUGCACACUUUGGUUCCAUUUCUGCAGCACAACCAUUGUACAUACCACCACAGUAAUAUCCCAAUGUCUCUUGGACCUUAUUUCCCCUGUCGUGAAAAUCUGAAAUUAAUAGGAGGGAAAAGUAAUAUCCGUCCUCCUCGUCCUGAACUCAAUAUGUGCCUCUUGCCUACGAUGAUGGAAGCCAGCAAGGGUAAAGAUGAUGUUUAUGAUCGUAUGCUUCUAGACUACUUCUUUUCGUACCAUCAGUUCAUCCAUCUAUUAUGUCGAGUUGCAAUCAACUGUGAAAAGUUUACCGAAACUUUAGUUAAGAUGAGUGUCCUCGUUGCUUAUGAAGGUUUACCACUUCAUCUUGCAUUGUUUCCCAAACUUUGGACUGAGCUGUGCCAGACUCAGGUAAAAUUUAAAUGGGUUUGAGAACCAACUGAACAAGAAUAUUUACCAGAUGUGACAACUGUAAAUGUUUUAAAGAUAGUUACUUUUUAAACAGCAAUUCAUAAGACUAAUUACUAAUUAAAUUCAGUACUUUAAAUGUAUUGGGUGUUGUUAAUUUGUUCACAACUUUAACCUUUUUAAAAUUAAAUGUUAACAAUUAGUAACACCUUGUGUUUAUAUUGUGACUUUUAUCCUGAAGGAUCUUUUUAAAAAAAAAAAAAAAAA
Trachemys scripta elegans is the source of this 9664-nucleotide messenger RNA. It is a transcript of the gene USP34, whose product is annotated as ubiquitin specific peptidase 34. Gene Ontology annotation, cellular component: nucleus; cytosol. The transcript is spliced from 73 exons. The record is from RefSeq and is a predicted model, not a curated record. Bases 245 to 9421 code for a protein of 3058 amino acids. Gene Ontology annotation, molecular function: cysteine-type endopeptidase activity; cysteine-type deubiquitinase activity. NCBI's taxonomy places the organism in Eukaryota, Metazoa, Chordata, Testudines, Emydidae. Gene Ontology annotation, biological process: protein deubiquitination.